Humulus lupulus (European hop) is the source of this 1104-nucleotide messenger RNA. RefSeq lists its product as uncharacterized. The transcript has a single exon. Lineage: Eukaryota; Viridiplantae; Streptophyta; Magnoliopsida; Rosales; Cannabaceae. Bases 1 to 1104 code for a protein of 367 amino acids. The record is from RefSeq and is a predicted model, not a curated record.
AUGGAAUACGUUCUCACCAAGGCCUGGGCACAAAUCAAAUGGGAGGAGGAUGAAGAUAAAUAUUAUCACUCUUCUCCAAUGAAAGACACUCAAAGAGACUCAAGGGUAGAUAGACAACAGAGUGGCAGACGAUCCGAGCCAUACCCGUAUCCUAGCAGAUCAGAGAAUAGAAGGAGGGAGUACAACCAAUCGCUUGAGACACGUCUCCAAGAUGGACCAAAGAUACCAGAAUACAUUCUUUCAAUCUCACUAGCUGAAGUCGUUGGCUUACUAAAAAGACUCGGAGACAAAGUAAAAUGGCCGGAAAGGAUGAGGACUCCAUCUGACCAACGAGACAAAACAAAAUGGUGUGAAUUCCACAAUGACCAUGGUCACCGAACGGAUGAGUUCAUCGCCUUAAGGCUCGAAGUAUCCAACCUAUUAAGACAUGGUCACCUGACUGACCUGCUCACAGACAAAGGCAAACAAACAUUCCAACAGAAGGCAGACAUGUCAGUCGUUCGAAGAGAAGUUACCCCACCGAGACCACCUACUCAUGAAUGGACAGUGAACGUAAUAAUUGGUGGCUCUGAGGUAAGUGGAGUCACCCAUUCAGCAGCCAAAAGACAUGCCAGGCAGACCAACUGGAUCAAAGGAGAGUCCAGUGGGACAAAGAAGAAUGCCAUCAACCUACUAGCUCAAACCAUUAGUUUCUCAACAACAGAGUCAAACAGACUCCUCAACCCGCAUCACGAUGCUCUUGUUAUUGCACUUUACAUUGCUAACUAUCUUACUAAACGUAUACUUAUUGAUAAUGGUAGUUCAGCUAACAUUUUGUUUUUAAGUGCUCUCAGGGAAAUGGGGAUAGAUGAAUCAAAGAUCAUAAAGAAGACUACAAUCCUCAUCGGUUUCAGUGGAGAGCAAAAGAACACACUAGGAGUCAAUCUGUGCACAAGAUUCCAGGUAGUAAACUCUCUGUAUGCUUACAACAUGAUACUAGGUCAACCAUGGAUACAUGAAAUGGAGGCAUUCCCUUCAACAUACCACCAAGUUCUAAGGUUCCCAACUAAAUGGGGGGUAAAAGAAAUCAAAGGCCAGGAGAAAGACUCAAGAGCAUGUUACUAG